CAAGCAGUGCAGCUCCCUCAUUAGCAGAGGUUUGAUGUCAGACACGUCCUGAAUGUGACAACUCCUCCAGUUUGUGCUUCUAGGCCUACCUCUGCAACAUGAAGAUGUUUCUAAUCUUACUGUUCAUUGCUUUAUGGGGUAACAGUUUGGCAAGUGUGAGGGUACAGGACAGAAGAUUUCAGAGGAACACAAGAAUUGAUCCCAAGCCAGCUAACAGUCCUGCUUCACUUUCUUCAAACCUAUUUCCAGGUGGUCACUGUCUUGUGAAUGGAAUGGUCAUGUUUGAGAGUGCUGUUUGGUCCCCAAAGCCUUGCAGUGUCUGUUCAUGUAAGCGUGGGAAGGUGAAUUGUGAGAAUAUGCUGUGCAGCUCUUCUGCAUGUGUAGGUCCAGCUUGUGUCCCUUCAGAUCAUAACCCUGCAGCAUCACUGGUGCCAGGAAAGAAACUUGGAAGAAAAAUUGCUCAGGCAUCUCAGACAAAAACACCAGCUGACAGGAUGAAGCAAAAAAGUGAAAAAGUCCAGGCUGCCGCCAGCCCCCAACAGGAUGUGCAGCAGAAUGGCAAACCAAGAAAGCAAGAAGUGGUCUCACAGAGAAAGGAGAAAGCCCCCCUUAUGUCCGAGAGGCAAAAAGAGAGAAAAAUGAAGAAACAGGAUGUUAAAUCUGGAAAACAGGAAGUGGGUGGCAGUACCAUGAAACAGGAAAGAAAGAAAGGAAAUAUGAGAAAGGAAGAGAAAGCAGCUAAGACUUUUGAGGAGAAGGAAAAGGUGAAAUUUCUUACAAAGGGUACCCAGCAGACUAGUCUCAAGUGGUUGGAUGGACCCAAGCUGAAUGCACCAAGCCACCCAAGGCUAAAUGAUCUAAAUGAUUUUGAUGAUGCAGACAGCAAUGAAAACAAUCAUGAAGAUAUCUAUGAUGAUCUAGGAGACUUUUUCUUUGGAAGGACACUUCCUGAUCAGCCACGCCCAUCACGCACAAGACAUGCCAUCAUGGAGUCACUUCCAGUUGGCUGUAUCCUUUCUGAAUCUACUAUUGGCUGCGGUGGUACCAAGAUGACCCAUGUCCCUAUCCUGAAUGAUCCUGGUAUCAAGACACUUUACUUAGCAGAAAAUGAAAUAUCCAAGAUUCCUGCUGGGGCUUUCUCAGGACUUACAGGUCUGGAGUGGCUUGAUUUGAGCAAGAACCGCCUCAAUGACUCAUCAUUUUCAAGUGAACUCUUCCAGAACCUAACAAAGCUGAAGAGGCUGAACUUGGAUGGGAACUUCCUAACCAAGAUUCCACUCCUUCCUCCAUCAUUAGAAGAGCUGAAAAUGAAUGACAACAAAUUGAAAGGCUUAGAUCAGCAAUCUUUUAAAGGCCUUUCAAAACUUCUGACAUUGGAAUUGGAAGGAAAUGGUCUGCACGAUGGCAAUGUGAUCCCUCUGGCUUUUAAGCCUCUCAUCAGACUCAUCUAUCUAAGGCUGGAUGAGAACCGUUUCAGAGCUUUGCCAUCAGGUCUGCCAAGCUCACUUCAGGAGCUGCACAUGGAAGAAAAUUUAAUUGAAGAUAUUCAGGAGGGCAUUCUCAAUAAGACCCUGAAUCUCGUUGUGCUGGUGCUAAGUAAUAAUCACAUUCAGGAGAAUCGCAUAGCUCCACAUGCUUGGUUCCACCUCUCGAAACUGGAAGCUAUAGAUUUAUCCUACAAUAGACUUGUCCAUGUGCCGUCCUUCCUCCCUAUUAGUCUACGCCAGCUGACCUUACAUCACAACCAGAUUGAGCGAAUUCCUGGCUAUGUAUUUGCUCACAUGAAGCCUGGGCUUGAGUUCCUUCAUCUAUCCCAUAACAAGCUACGUGAUGAUGGGAUCCAUGGUGUGUCCUUCAUGGGACUGUAUCACUCAUUAACUGAGCUGUUGGUGGACAACAAUCAGCUACGUACCAUACCAAGAGGCAUUCUUAAUCUCAAGUCCCUGCAGGUGUUACGCCUCAAUGACAACCACAUCAGGUAUGUUCCACUCAACUCGGUCUGUGAUACCAGAGUGACAGAAGAUUCCUCACUGAUCUCGCUGCAUCUUGAGAACAAUCUAAUUGACCGCCGUCAGAUUCCUCCUACUGCCUUUUCUUGCAUCAAGACAUACCACAGUGUUAUACUGAGACCUCAGAAGUUUGAAGAGUGAGCUUGCAACACCUGCUAUCAAUAUAUGCUUCUUUUUAAGCGAUUGCUAGCACUAGCAAUAGCACUUAUCCUACCUUUUAUAUUUUGAAACAUGUUAGAAGUAGUUUAUAAAAUUUAGAAUAAAAAUGUAGUUCUUAGGUAAACCUCUGUACCAGCAAACUGUAAGUGUGUCACUCCAGUUUGUCUCAAAAUAGACUGGGCAAAUAUAACAACUGUGACUCUUCUGUGAUUAUGCUAAAGAAUAUUAUUAAUGUUUUAGUUCAAUGCUGAAGUUACAUAUAACUACUGAAUUAAACAACUUAUGGAGAAGAUGACACAACGUGUUACACAGUAUUGUUUGGGCUUCAUGUUUAAUUAAGUUUUGCACUGUGGAGUUCACAUGCCACCAUCUUUUUUAAUUGGGUUUCUUACUGCAGUCCAGUAUUAUGGCAUUAAAUUGAUUGUUUACUCUUAA
Molecule: messenger RNA, 2603 nt
Organism: Erpetoichthys calabaricus (reedfish)
Lineage: Eukaryota; Metazoa; Chordata; Cladistia; Polypteriformes; Polypteridae
Product: extracellular matrix protein 2
Exons: 10
Coding region: 99-2150 (683 amino acids)
Biological process (GO): positive regulation of cell-substrate adhesion; extracellular matrix organization
Cellular component (GO): extracellular matrix
Molecular function (GO): heparin binding; protein binding; collagen V binding
Source: RefSeq, a predicted model, not a curated record